AUGUCAUCAAAACCAGGAAAGCAGCGCUCAAGGCCCCUUCAAAACAAUCCCAAAAAAAUAGGCAAACGACAGGAAAGAAACUCAUCGCCAGGAGAUGAGUAUAGAAGCGAAUUACCUGCCUCUGGAAGCACGAAGCGAAGAAAGAAGGACUCCUAUAAAGAGGAUGCAAGUUACAAAGGGUCAUCUGACAGUGACGAAUCCGAUGUAUCGAAAGAAGUGAAGGCCUUUAGAAAGGAAUUCAAAGAUAUCAAUGAUCAACUAGCCGAAUUUGACGGCGGAAAUUUCCGAUUUAGACCGGCUAUUUUCAAUAUUUUCUUGGAUAACUUGAUGGCUGGUAAAUAUGAAGCACUCCCUAGUAUUAGGGAAAGAAUCGAUAGCAUUAUCAACGGCCAACUAGAGAAGAUCGGAAAUAUAUCUAACCGGCAAGACGAACUAAAC
This is a messenger RNA of Acaulospora colombiana, 438 nucleotides long. The record is from the annotation of a GenBank genome assembly. Lineage: Eukaryota; Fungi; Glomeromycota; Glomeromycetes; Diversisporales; Acaulosporaceae.